Molecule: messenger RNA, 903 nt
Organism: Plasmopara halstedii
Lineage: Eukaryota; Oomycota; Peronosporomycetes; Peronosporales; Peronosporaceae
Product: 2-phosphoglycolate phosphatase
Exons: 9
Coding region: 1-903 (300 amino acids)
Molecular function (GO): phosphatase activity
Source: RefSeq, a predicted model, not a curated record
AUGACUGCUGAGACUCAGCGCUUGAACCGCGAGUCUUAUUUGCAAUGGAUUCAGGGUCUCGACGCCUUCCUAUUUGAUUGCGAUGGAGUAUUGUGGCGAGGAGCUACUCCGAUCCAAGGCGCUGCAGUCGUGAUCGACCUCUUGCGCUCACUCAACAAGCGCGUCGUCUUUGUGACUAACAACGCCACUAGUAGCCGAGCGACAUACGUGAAGAAACUUGCAUCUCAGGGUAUCACUGCUGUCGAAAGUGACAUUGUCACCUCGGCGUGGGCUACUGCGCAGUAUAUGAAGCUGCAAAAUAUCGAAGGCAAGAUCUAUAUUAUUGGAGAGGCUGGUCUCAAAUCAGAGCUAGAACUGGAGGGCUACCAAGUCAGCGGUAUGGAACACAGUGACAUCAAGGGCUUUCCUCACGUACCGGUCAUCGAUUUGGAAACAAAGGCGGUUGUCUGCGGUCUGGACAGAUACCUCUCGUACUUCAAGAUGGCAUAUGCAACAGCGUGUGUCCGCCAAAUCCCUGGCUGUCGCUUUAUCGGCACUAAUCCGGAUUCCACAUAUCCAGCAGAUGGGGCCAUAGUUCCGGGAGGAGGCUCCUUAGUUCGUAUGCUUGAAUGCGCUAUUGGCCACCCUCCUGAGGCUGUGUGUGGCAAGCCUUCGCAAGAUCUUCUGCAGACAAUCAUUGCUACGUAUAAUCUGGAUCCUGCACGCACAUGCAUGGUGGGUGAUCGUCUGUCGACGGAUAUAGAGUUCGGUAAUGCCGGGGGCUUGUCUACGUUGCUGGUUCUGACUGGAAUCACCCAUGAAUCGGAACUGGGCAGCAUCGUGAACCCUCUUCACGUGCCUGACUACUACAUCGACUCAAUUGAUGCGAUCAAUCAACUUCACGCUGGCACGCUUGACAUUUAA